Messenger RNA from Serpula lacrymans var. lacrymans S7.9, 2129 nucleotides. RefSeq lists its product as uncharacterized. The coding region runs from base 1 to 1266 and encodes 421 amino acids. Gene Ontology annotation, biological process: G protein-coupled receptor signaling pathway. NCBI's taxonomy places the organism in Eukaryota, Fungi, Basidiomycota, Agaricomycetes, Boletales, Serpulaceae. The transcript is spliced from 8 exons. The record is from RefSeq and is a predicted model, not a curated record. Gene Ontology annotation, cellular component: membrane. Gene Ontology annotation, molecular function: mating-type factor pheromone receptor activity.
AUGACGUUCCCAAGCCAAGCCUCGAACUAUGCAUUUAUCGUGUUUAGUUUCAUUGGAUUCGUUUUGAUCAGUAUCCUGCUACCAAUGCAUAUACGAGUGAGGAAUACUGGGACGUGCAUGUACAUAGUGUGGACCAGCAUAGUUUGUCUUUUCACUGCCGUGAACGCAGUCAUAUGGAAUCGUAACUAUGUAAACUGGUCACCAGUUUGGUGUGAUAUAUCAUCCCGUGUCAUCAUGGCCGCAGGCUGGGGAAACGAAGUGGCUUUACUGUGUAUUGUCCGCCGCUUGUAUCGCAUUAUCACAAUGAAGGCUGUGAAACAGAGUUUUCAUGAGGUAGCCAUUGAUUUCGAGAUCCUUGAAGACAUAGGAUGCUUUCCCGCCGUAAUUUUGACAGCUCCAGCUAUCCCAAUCUUUAUCAUGUGGCCCGCUGUCUUUGGACUAGUGACUGCCAUUUAUGCUGGCCUUACCAUCUAUGCUACGAUCAAACAAAAAGCAUAUAGAAAAGAAGUCUUGGAAAGCCAUCAAGCCUUGCAAUUCGGUCAUUACUGGCGCCUUCUAGCUCUUACCGGUAUCGGCAUCAUAUGUACCCUCCCAUAUGGAAUACUGUCCCUCGUUGCCAAUCUUGUUGGUGGACCUCUUCAGCCUUUCAAUUGGGAUGUUUUUCAUGCUGGCUUUUCUGAGGUGUCACAGACUCCCGCAUCCCUUUGGGCAAGCGACCCUCUAGGCGAAUAUGGCUUGGAGAUUAAUCGUUGGUCACCCGUGUUCAAUGCUCUCAUGUUCUUUGCCUUUUUCGGGUUUACGAAGGAUGCUAGAGCAGAUUAUCGUCAUGCUUGGUUUUUCAUCAUUCAUCCCCUAAGCUUCUGUUCGUCAGAUACGGAUGAUAAGACUUCCAGAAAGCUAUCUCUGCCUACUCAUGUUGCCAGGCGCAAGCGCACCCCACACGCACCAGCCCAGUCUGAAACUUUCGUAGGCUCGCUUCGCUUCGUGCCCUAUACCGAAUCCAGCCAAGAAAUGGCGUCCACCUCGCAAUCAUCGCGUUCCCGGCCCCCAUCUCUCCCUUCCAGUCCGUCUUUGUCUGCCAUGGAGCCAUGGAGUAGUCAGGCGCACGAGUUGAAUGAUCAUGACGGAUCCUUUUCAGUCUCUGAGAGCAAAGGAGUUUUGGAUAUGGAGCAAACAUGGGAUGCACAUGUUCUUACCCCGGGGUGGCACAUCGACAUCCGGCCUCGCCCUCCACCUAAUUCAUCGCAUUGGCUAGGAGUACUGUAGCUGAAAAAAAAAACAGUUAAAGGGCUAUGUGGCCCGACGGGUGAGUUUAAUGACAGGCAUGAUUCAUAUAUGACGGGUUUUGGAGGAUUAGGAAUUUAAGUCUGGGACUAAUUUAUUUGCCCAAAUAUUUCUAUGCUAGAGAACAACCUAUACCAGUAUCAACCUUUCAAACAUUAAAAUACUUUACUACCAACCCUGUUCCAGGCGCUACGUUAACGAGUCAGCCCCUAAACAGACCAUACUACAGGAUUUAUAACCUUAGGUUCGCACGGGUUUGACUUACAGUCGGUGACAGGAAUGUUCCAUUCAUUGUCCUACUGCACUCAUAUGUAUGAGCCUCUGAACAACCUGUAUCCUAUACCGUCGCCGACAGCUUGGAGUCUUUUUCUGGGUCAAGUUGUCUUUCAAUAGGAACUUUGAAACGAUCGUGGCUUAUUAUUCAGCGUGCGAUUACUUCCGCAACGUGGUUAAAGUCUUUUAGUUAUCAAUCGUCCUAAUCACACUUCUUUCAACUCAUCUUUCACUUGCUCUGUAUUCCAGGCUUUAUCUUAGUGAUCCGUUACGCCGAAUCCAACUGGAAUAAACGGCACCUACGAUAGUAGAGCUGUGAGAACCUUGAGCGCUUGGGCGCAGGAAUGUCAUGGCCGUUUCCUGAUCCCGUACUAGGAAGAUCCCCUCAGCCCAUGAUCUCCAUAAUCCUAAGCAACUUCACAUUCUCGCAUCCCUGACUCCUGUCUUCAGAUCAAUACGUUAGCAAGAUUGAUUGUGCGGUUUGACUUAAUCAGAUAAACAUUUGGGACGGAUGGGCCUGCGUUCGGGAUCGCUGCUCUGUGACAAAUGUUGGAGCACUGUCUUUACGUUUG